Darwinula stevensoni is the source of this 1087-nucleotide messenger RNA. Lineage: Eukaryota; Metazoa; Arthropoda; Ostracoda; Podocopida; Darwinulidae. The record is from the annotation of a GenBank genome assembly.
AUGGAUAACAUAGUUGAUGGGAAGAGGUCGAUCCAUCUGACACCAGAAAAAAAGGAGCAGGCAAGGCGCCGACUAAAGCCAGACCCUCAUCUUGAGAGCAGUGACACCCCUGUGGCUGCAUCUUCAGAUUCUGACUAUCCUCAACUUCCUUCCACUCCUCUAUUCAAGACUCCAAAGCGGAAAAGAGCAACUCCUGCUUCUGGUAGGAAAGCCAUUUCCACCCCUCGUGCAAAAGGGAGUGAGAAGAAAAAGGAAAUGGAAAUGGAGAAGAGAAAGGUGUGUGGUCUGUUGAAUGGCUACGUGUUUGUGUUGACAAGGAGCAAAGUGAGAGAGGGAAGGAGGGAAAAAGGUGAAGAGAACUCUGAUGACUCCUCUGAGAAUCGAGUGGAGUUUUCCCUCUUGAAGGAUUCAGAGGAUUUCAAGAAGGAACAGCUGGAGGCAGAUAUCAAGGAAGCAGGUGGGACCGUGAAAGAAUCUAUCUCCGAUGCCCUUGAGACAGCUGGGGAUCCAGCCAAAGUGUAUCUUCUCUCUGAUUCCCACUGCGGGACAGGGAAAUACAUUCAAGCCCUAGCGGCCUCAAUUCCAUGCAUCAGCCAUACUUGGAUCUCCAAAUCCAUUCAACGGGGUCGGUUGCUGCAUCCGAAGGAUUUUGUCCUUCCUCGAGGAUUUAGCACAACCCUACGUGAACUGGUUGAGACGAGCAUCGAGGAAGAAUCCCAACCGCUUCGGGAUCUCCGAAUCCUCCUUGCAUCUAAAGAUUCACAUUUCUUGGAUUUUUGGCAGCCUGUAAUUGGAAUGUCUGGUUGCCAACAGCUGUUUCGCCUUCCAAAACUACGAGGACGCCCCAUCAGUCGUGCCGAGGAGGCAGAGGCGUAUGCAAUGGACGUUGUGGUGACGGAUCGCAUGUGCCCUCCAUCCGUUCUGAGUAGAGCAAACGCACUCAAUGUUCCAAUUGUUUCCUCUUUUUGGGUCCUAGAGUGCCUUAUUAUGGGAGAGCCUGUCCCUUUUGAUGCCCAUCCCUCCUUUGCUUGGGAUUAUAAACCUCAAUGAUCUUGCAAUUCUUCUUUUAGUCACGAGACAAUGACCA